UCGCAUGCUAAGCAUCGUCAAGUUAAAUCAGGAAAGUGUUUGUAGAAAGGAUUGUUGAAUUAUAAAAUGAAUAAACCCGAGUGCAAGUAUGGAGCAGACUGUUAUCAAAAAAACCCAGCCCAUAAGGAAAAGUACGCUCAUCCCCCAGAAACCACAAAAAACGAUAUCAAAACAGAAGAGAAAGCCAAUGAACCAUCGGAGGAAGGUAGCAGCACUUCGCCUCACAAGAGAUUAUGGAAAGGUUGUACUACAGCAGAACAGCUGGAGGACCUGAAACGUUGCAAACGCCCUCCUACGCCAGAAAAGGAUGAUAAUAAUAUCGAGGAAGAGGAUGCUAAGCAUGAGUAUCACGGGAUGACGCGACAGCGUUACCGUUUACCGGAGGUUCCGGUUGAUGUCGGAAUGAUGAGCGAUCUGUACGAUCCUCAGAUUGAAUACUCGAAGCGUGCCGAAUACAAGGAGCUUUGUGAGGAUCCGAAGAACUUUAUUAAGCAUAAGUUUUUGGUCUCAAUGGCUCCGUGCUUCGAUAGCUUAUGGGAAUUUUGUACGGAGGAAGCUGGCAAGGCGAACUGUAAACCGGAGAGCGUCUUCGACAGCCUCGGGCUACGAAUGGUUGGCCCUUUCGAUGUGUUGGCCGGCAAGUUUAAGAAUGUUACGAUACAUGAGCCAGGAGAUUAUCUGCGCCAUUGGAGAUUCUACUACGAUCCUCCGGAAUUCCAAACGGUGCUGGUGAAGAAAGGCUCUGGUGUCCACUAUGGUUACUGGCGAGAUGAGCCAGACAAUGCAGAUGGGCUUGUUGCCUUCAACGAUGUAAAUAAAGGUUGCGAGUUCAAAAUGAUUGGUGGCAAUGUGUUUGAUGCAAUCGUUCAUUACUUAGACGAACACGUUAGCGCUACACCAUUCAACAAAAAGCAGAUUACCAGCAUGAAAAAGAGUUUGGAGGAAUGGACCACAGCAAAAGGGAUACCGCUGAAGGCAACAGAAAAAAUAAAAUCCCGCAACAAGUUGAUCGUCUGCAAAACUUUCCACAAAGCGGGACUUGUAGUGCCGUUCGACAGAAAGCAAGAGCUAGGGUAUCGACCCCUUCUAGAAAGCGAUGCCAAUCUACGCAAAAUGCUCUCAAAGUUUAACAACAUUGAUUUUUAUAAGGAUAAAAGCAAGUUCCAGGAUGCUAUGAGGGAUUUGCAGGCCGUCAUCACAGCUGCGAACCUCGCUGUGGACGAGUGUGAUUUUGGAACUAUUCUCGAACUUGCAAUGGAUUUGUUUUGUUAUGGUGAGAAAAAUCUACACGAAGUUAUGAAACCGUUAUUCUUUACCGGUUAUUCCAUGCUCAAACGUCCACAAUACAUUGCAAUUAUCAAGUCCCACUUGGAUAACCGUUGUGAGGGUAUCGAUUUGGAUUUGUUGAUGAAAAACUGCCAACCUUGAUUAAUGUGCCGUAGCAUUAAUUUUUUAUUUCGGAAUUUUCAUUAUUAAUUGCAUUCUAUAUAUUUCAACAGUUAAUAAAACUGUCGGAAAAAUAUGAGCUUACAGAGCA
This is a messenger RNA of Anopheles coustani, 1537 nucleotides long. It is a transcript of the gene Hpf1, whose product is annotated as histone PARylation factor 1-like. Gene Ontology annotation, biological process: DNA damage response; regulation of protein ADP-ribosylation. Lineage: Eukaryota; Metazoa; Arthropoda; Insecta; Diptera; Culicidae. The record is from RefSeq and is a predicted model, not a curated record. Gene Ontology annotation, cellular component: nucleus. The transcript is spliced from 3 exons. Bases 67 to 1428 code for a protein of 453 amino acids. Gene Ontology annotation, molecular function: histone binding; poly-ADP-D-ribose binding.